Molecule: messenger RNA, 2218 nt
Organism: Andrographis paniculata
Lineage: Eukaryota; Viridiplantae; Streptophyta; Magnoliopsida; Lamiales; Acanthaceae
Product: probable galacturonosyltransferase 15
Exons: 7
Coding region: 283-1929 (548 amino acids)
Molecular function (GO): polygalacturonate 4-alpha-galacturonosyltransferase activity
Source: RefSeq, a predicted model, not a curated record
ACGCGGCUCUCGUUCACCAUUUCGGCAUUCCUCUUUCUCCUUCGCAAAUAGACUGACAUAAUAAGCAUAAUAAUACCGUUUUUGUUUUUUUUUUUUUUUCUUUCUCUAUUAUCUCGAAUGAUCAGAGAAGUGCAAAUGUUUGCAAACCUGUUUGUGCUUGAGAAAUGCUCAGCGCUCUCUGGACUGGAUUGAGGUAGUAGAGUUUUGGAUCUGAAGCUGCGGUUCGAUUGCUUGGAUGAAUUCGUUUCUGAGGAAGAAGAAGCGGAAAUCGAAGAUCCGAGUAUGAAGAAGUUCUAUAUAUCGGCGACGGGGAUUAAGAGAUUGACAAUAUCUUGCGUCGCCUCCGUAGGCGACGGCACGAAAAGUGUUGGCCGGGGGAUGGUGAAGGGGAAGAGCUCUCCAGCGGCGUUGCUCGGCCGCCGGCUUUCCCACCGGACGCUCCGGUUGCUGGUUGGGUUACUUUUGCCGUUUCUUCUAGUAAGAACUGCUUUCCUGGCGCUUGAAUCAGCUGCUCUUUGCUCUUCAACCAUCGGGUGCAUGACUUGGAGAUUUUUUGGCGGGAGUGAUGCUGCCGUGCUCAGAGAAGAGCUGACGAGGGCGUUGGUGGAGGCCGCAGAAACGAGUAAUGAUGGAGGAGUUGGAGUUGGAGUUGGAGUUGGAGCUGUUUCAUUUAAGGAUCUUGUCAAGGAGGUGACUGUAAACCGACAAGAUAUUAGAGCAUUUGCUCUCAAGACAAAGGCCAUGAUGGCGAAGAUGGAGCACAAUGUCGAAACAGCAAAAUGGCAAGAAUCAAUCUACUGGCAUCUUGCUGCUCAUGGCGUGCCGAAGAGUCUUCACUGUCUUUCACUCAGAUUAGCCGAAGAAUACGCCAUAAAUGCUGCAGCUCGUUCUCGACUACCUCCGCCUCAAUAUAUUCACCGCCUGAUCGACCCUUCUUUUCAUCAUGUUGUUCUUCUAACCGAUAAUGUCCUUGCAGCCUCUGUCGUCAUCUCCUCGACGAUCAAAGCGAUGGCGAAACCGGAAACAUUGGUCUUCCACGUCGUCACUGAUAAGAAGACGUACACGUCGAUGCACGCCUGGUUCGCAGUAAACACGGUCGAUUCUGCUGUUGUUGAAGUCAGGGGAUUGCAUCAAUACGAUUGGUCCCACGACGUGAACGUCGCCAUUAAGGAGAUGUUAGAAAUUCAUCACCAGAUUCGGAAUCGACAGUACCAGACCUUGAAGAUGGAGGAUUUUAAAAAUGUCGAAGAGAUCGAUCAUCGACUCCACGUUCUAAGUCCCGCCUGCAUCUCCCUCUUGAAUCAUCUCCGAAUUUAUCUUCCUGAGCUGUUUCCGGAACUCGAAAAAGUUGUGUUCUUGGAUGAUGACAUCAUAAUUCAACGCGACAUUUCGUCGUUAUGGGAAUUGGACCUGGACGAGAAAGUAAUCGGUGCCGUUUCCGACUCAUGGUGCGGACGAGAUUGCUGUCCCGGAAGAAGAUACAAAAACUACUUCAAUUUCACCGAGCCGAUCAUAUCAUCGAACUUGGAUCAGAAUCGUUGCGGAUGGCUCUACGGAGUGAACGUUUUCGACCUCAAAAGAUGGAGGUCGACGAACAUCACUAAAGUAUAUCAUCAAUGGCUCAAGCUCAAUUUGAAUUCGGGAUUUUCGUUGUGGCAUCCGGGAGCGCUUCCGCCAGCGCUACUGGCGUUCGAGAAUCAAAUGCAUCGAAUGGAUGCGUCUUGGCAGAUUAAUGGUCUGGGGUAUCGUAGCAGCGACGCACGACGACGACGAGACGAUUGGGAAUUAGAGAGAGCAGCUGCAUUGCAUUUCAGUGGUCCUGGGAAGCCAUGGCUGGAGACUGGAUCACCUCUGGUAAGAUCACUGUGGAGUAGACAUGUAAAUUUGUCUAAUGAACAUAUUAGAAGAUGCAAGGUAACAACAGCCUAGGGUCCUGGGAGGGAGAACACACACAUAUAUAUAUAUAUAUAUACACAGAUAUAUACAAUAUAUAUACAUACACAGGCAUAUAUAUGUAUGUAUGUAUGUAUGUGGUUUUGUGUGAGGAGUUUGUUUGGGAAAGAGGGAAGAAGGUUUAGCCUUCAGUCUCUUUCUCACACAUUAGUCUUUCUCAUACAUCAUCUCUGCAAGCUAAAUGAAGAAUAUAUAUAUGUAUUUACAUGCACACAGUGUCAACAUGAUGUAUACAUUAUUAUUUUUGUAGUUUGUAAUUUGAUUA